GGAGGAUCAACAAUGGACCAGGGUCUGAGUCAUUAUCAGUACAAGUGACAAGACCACGGUCAUCGCUUAUCAGACGCCCCUGAGCCUUACCCGUUGGAACAUCGCAGAGCACGAGCGGAUACUCUGUGACGUCAACAUGGCUAACCUGCUCAGCAUCCUCCUGCAGAGAAGUGACCCCUCCUACGGCUGGGGGUUCGCGGUUCGUGGAGGCCUUCAGGACGGCACCCCCCUCACCAUCCACCAGGUGACGCCGGGCACUCUGGCCUCUCAGUACUUGGCUCCUGGAGACACAAUCCUUCAGAUAGAGAAGGUCGACUCCCGUAUCCUGACUCUUCACCAGGUGGAGUCUCUAGUCAGACAGCCCAAGAAGAGCCUGGAUCUGCUGAUCCUCAAGGGUAAUGGAAUCGUCCAGCCGCACCCUUCCGCUUCCAGCGUGUCCCCCGGGAGCCAGAACUCUGCCGAUUCUGGAGUCCCCGGAAGCUCCUGGAGCGAGAGAGAUCCUCGGGCGAGGAAGCAAAACUAUUGGGAGCGAGUGAGCGCUGAUCCUCCGGACUUGUGCAGGGAGGGCUUCACGAGACUAGAGACCGGUGGCAACAGUCCGUACAAGACCAGGUCGCCGAGACUCCACAGGAGGUGCCAAUCGGAGGAGAAGUCCAAUGCCAAGUGGGAGGAUAACUACUCUUCAGUAUACUCCAGCAGCAGCGAACGUGACAGGAAGAUUUCUGAUUCAAGUUUUUACUCCAACACGAUCCGCAGCAUCUGGAGUCCCACUCCGUCAGAAUCAAUGAAGACACCGAACUCGGACUUCUGGCCUGAUAAGGUCGGUGGCAGACGCCAAGGUGACGUCACUUUCUGGGAGUAUACUCCGGACACGCAGAGUCGAGCGUCCAGUUCAGGUAGAACGGAGAGUCUGAACAGGUCGUAUAGAAGGCAGAAUUCCGACUAUAGUUAUCACUCAUCUCGAAUCUCAGAGGAUGCUGCGACGCCAAAGUCCGAAUUCACAUCACCGUUUGACGCCAAAGGGUCUUCCAUGAGAAAGCCUUCUGACUAUUGGGGAGACCACUACAGAGAUCAGCAGGGUCGGAUUCGCUUCGAUAGGCUGACAUCUCCCUCGAGGGACGUGGCCAACGUUUGGAAGAACACAAACAUUUCGACUAAAACGGAAUUCAAACAGAGCACUUCAAUCAGCGAGAAAUCCUACUCGAGCGCUGAAGGGACGAAGUCGUUUGAGACAUACGAGCACCUCAACAAAACCAAAGAAACGGAGAAAUCCUCGAAGAGUGUCGAUGGUGGCAAAGAAGAAGUGGUCGAAAAAACAAAGAAGAAUAAAGAAUACGUUUUGGCCAAUAAGGAUGAGAUUGACGGUCAGCCCCAAGAGUCUAAAAAGGUAGUUAGCGACUUCAAGAUAAUCGAAAGAGUUAUGGAUGGCGACCACGAGUAUUGCAACAAGGUGAAGGAACGAUCUGAAGAAGUUACCAACUCAUCGACUCCUGUCAAUUUCUACGACAAUGUCCAGCAGCAUACAGUCGAGGGUCCGGAGAUCCAGAGAGCGGAAUGGUGUAACCAUUCAGUGAAUCGACAUAAGGAAGUGGGUAUCGUAGGAAAGGAAGGUUCCAAAAGUGCUGAGGAAGGAACUGAAGUCGAUUCUUCAACUUCUUCGCCGAUCUUCAAGAAGGACCCCAAUCAAACCAAUUGGGCGAACUCUACGCCGAUUCCGGACGCGGGUUAUGUGUACCAACAGGAGGGGCCUCUGAUGGAAAAUUACUUCGAGGUGGAUAUCCGCUCGCCAGUAGAAACUCAAAUCACAUUUGCUUCUUCUGAAGAUUCAAGAAGACAAUCCAGUCAAAUAUCAGGAGGAGGAGGUAGUCCCAUUCCAGUUUCCCCUCAAGGGGACACACAAACAGCACCACCCCCUUGCCCACCUGCCCCACCCCCACCUCCACCACCAGGUAUUCCAGGCUCUAUACCUGCAGUGCGACUGUCCACUGAGAUCCCUGAUAAAAGACGAUCAGCCUAUGAGCCUCCUGCUGCAAUCCAGAACGCAAUGAUGACGAAAGACAAGAAACCCUUCACCUACACCCCAGGUGGGCUGGAUCUCUCAGAAAUCCGGUCCCCUAGGAUGGCACGGAGGAUAAGCCGGAAUGCAAAUGCUCCUGACUUGGCCCCCUGUCCACCGAAGCCUUCUCCUCUCUCCAACCAGCCCUUACCCCCCUCAGCAGUAGCAGCCAUGCAACCCCAGAUAGCCAUCCCUGUGCUUCCCCAACCAGGGGCAACUCCUCAGCUGCACCAUGUUACUCCCGGUGGUUAUUCAGCACCUCCCCCACCACCUCCACCCCUCAGUCAUCCUGUAUCACCACCAGUACAAUCUCUGUCUUCCCCUCCUCCACAACCCUCUUCUCCACAGAAGAUACCACCUCAACCACCUUCUCCUCAGAGAGUAUACAACCGCCAGCCCUCCCCACCUCCGAUGGCCGUCCCAAAACUUCAACCCCAACACAGACACUCAAAGAGUGAACCUCAGUCCACCCCUGGAAGUAUAUAUGUGCCUCCUAUAGAGCCACAGCAGCCCAGGUCUCAGCUAGGAUCUCUGUAUAUCCCUCCAUUGGCUCCUCAAGAACCACCCAAACCUCAGUCUCCGGUUCCGGUGAGCCAGUUGAACAAGGCACCCACACCGUGGAUGUCUCGGCAGACUCAGCAGGCACAAAAGGAGGUUCCUCCUUGGGUCAACAGAGAUAAUGUCCAGAGUCCCCAGCCUCAGCAACAAACAAGCCCGAAUUCUCAGCAGACUCAGACACGAAUUAUCCCUAUUCAGAUUGAGGGAUCGUCUGGUUCUUCUCAGCCAGUCACAAGAAUAAUUCCAAUUCAAAUGGAAGGGACACCUUCACCACAACACACACCAGCUCAGCCCAACUUUAACCAGCAGCCACAGUAUCAGCAGCAGCAACAGCAAUAUCAGCAGCCACAGUAUCAGCAGCAACAAUAUCAGCAGCCACAGUAUCAGCAGCAACAAUAUCAGCAGCCACAGUAUCAGCAACAUCCAGUGUAUCAGCAGCAGCAGUCCUACGAACAGCCGAACCAAGGAAGAAAUACGCCCAGAUGGAUGAACCAACAACCGAUUUAUGUCCACAACAAGUUCAACCCUGGUACACAGUCUCCUGUACCAUCUGAGCAGAACCACUCAGAUAGUCAGCCUGGUUGGAGACAUUCGCAAACAAAUGGAACUGUACAAUCUCCUCCAGCUCCUGUGCAAUCACGAUCUUUCAAAGUGCUCGAGAAAAUCCAUGGUUCAGACAAUGGUGGAGUAGAUCAAAGUGAUGCUCCGUAUAACAGCCAAGGCGUGCCUCUCAGCCAGCUGCGCAAGUUGCAACUCUCAGAUGAUGACCGCGCACUCAUGAACAAAGUCAAAUCCCAAGUUGACGAUGAAACAUAUCUCCACAACGAAUCCGAUCCGAGGUACAGAGGGUCUGCGAUUCCAUCAAGAGCCUUUCGGAUACUGCAGACUAUGACUGACAGUGCGGGAGAUGACACGGAGGUACCCCAAAUGUACAGUCCCGUGCAGCAGAAUCAGAACAGGCUCUCUAUGAACCGAACCCCUCAACCUGAUGCCCCGCAGCAGUACAUACCUCCAUCGGAACAACAAGCUCCAGAACCCCGCAAGUAUAUGGGUGGGGCCAUCCCCUCCCGGUCUUUCCGUGUGUUGCAAGCCAUGACAGCAGGUCAUGAGGCUCCAGCGGUAAUGUCAGACGGACGGAAAACACCGCAAUUUUGUAGUGGAGGAGAGGCUAUGUGGGCUCCUAAUGGUUAUCCUUACCCUCCUCCUCCUCCUGAUCCUAACUAUUAUUACUACCCUCCCAACUAUCCCCAAACUCCAGAACAGCAACAGCAGUUUUGGGACCAUUACAAUGCCAUGUGUUCUUACAUGGCUGAAAUGAAUCAGAACUAUGGGUACUCUCCUUACGGUUACCCUCCCCACCUUUACACUCCACCACCCCAACCACCACAACAUUUACAGUACACGAGUGACUCUGAUGAAUGUGGUUAUUCCUCUACAGAUGAGAUGAAUUAUUAUGCAGCUUAUUUCAAAAAAUACCCUCCACCAAUUCAGCCCUACAGGGGAUAUUAUCCAGAACAUCGCAAUCAGACUCCUCAGAUCAUCAUUACUCCUAGUCAAAUGAAUGAAAAUGGUGGAUACAGUAGUGAUUUUGUGUCAGAUUCAGAAAGAGAGGAAAAAAUGAGUCAAGAUUCAAAAUCUAUAAACUGUUCACCCAGUGUGAAUGGGGACUCUGGAGAGACAACAACUGAUGAUGGGUCUGACACAGAGGUAGAGGAUGAUAAUGUGCAAAGGCCACAAGGUUUGCAAACCAUUAAAUCAGUUCCAGAUAUUAGGAUCUAUAAAGAUUCUAGUACCUCUGAUAUUCAGUCUCAAAAUUCAGAGACUGAUGAUCCUGAUGAGGAGGAAGCCAAUGAAGAAGAAGAGGAAGAAGAAGAAUUUGCAGAUCAAGAUAGUAUUCCUCAUCAGCUAAGUGUUAUAUUUGAAGAGAGUGAACAGUCAGAAAGUGAGAGUAUAAAAAAAGUCAAACAAAAAGAGGUAGAUGAUUUAGAAACAAGUGAAAAUGAAAGUUCUACAGCUACUCUUGACAACGGUGAUGAUACAGAUGAUGAUUUGGUUGACCCUGAGUCCUCCAUGGUACUUGUUAGGUUGCCUUUAAAACUUAAAUUCAGUAAAACUGAAAAUGAUGAAGAAGUAACUACAGUUAUUGUUGGAGAUAGUGAAAUAAAGUCAUCCAGUUCGGAAGAAGAAAUUAGAGAAGGGGAUCUGAUUAUUCAAGAAAUAAACAGAGUUGAAGAAGAGGAACCUGAAGUUUCAGUUACCUUCACAAUACCUAAAAAGAAAUCUAUAUUAUCUGAGGAAACUGUUUCUCAUAGUUUGGAUGUAAAAGAUGACAGACAUGGAGUGGAUGUAAAUAAAGAUAGCAAUUUGAAUGAAGACAAUACCAGAAAUACAAUGGAAGAUUUUAAAGAUGGAAAUGAAAGUAUCUGUGAUAUUGAACCGUCUGUGGUUGUGAGUUGUAGUGAUACAAAUAAUGAUAAGGAAAAUAAUGAUAUUGCUAGAUGUGUUUCAGAAUCACCUAUAGAUUUUUGGAAAGAAUUAAGCUGUGAUGAUGUUCCAUCUAAAGUUCAUGUACCUGCUGAUGUUAGUAUAAGUAUCACCUUGCCUCCAAAGCAUUUAACAAAAUCUGGCUCAAGAUCACCUUAUGAUAAUCUCACUUCUGAGAGUGAUGAAAGUAGACCAGAAGAAAGUGAUUGUCAUUGGGAAGAUGAUUCAAGCAGUACAAGUGUACAAACAGUUAGAAUUGGUAAAUUAUCUGGUAGUGAUAAUUUUAGUGGAAGUGAAGUUGAAACUGCUGGAACAGCUGAUGAAGGUGAAGAGACAGAAAAAACAUUUGAAGUAAACAAAAUUGAAGAUUCAAAAUCAGAAGAAAAUACAAUCAAAGUAGAUGAAGAAGAAAAUUUGGAUGAUGAGCAUGAGAGAAUUCCUAUUGAAGACUUAUUGUAUGAUGACAGCUCCUCUAGUGAGGAUGAUGAAUCUACUUCUUCGAGUUCUUCAAGCAGCAGUUCAGAGGAAACUAGUGAGCAAAGCAAAGAAAUUGAUGAAACAGCAGCUGUGUCGUUGGAUAAUAGUAGAGCAGAGGAAAAAAUUGAUGAUGAUGUAUUCUUUAGUGAAAGUUUAAAAACAGAAGCUAAUAACCGAUUGUCUGUUGAGCAGAAACCAAGAAAGGCUCGUGGUAGCAGUUGCAAGUCACAAGACGAAAGUGAAGAAGAUGAUUCUGGUGUCACCUCAGAUAUGAGCAGGCAUAUUUCUGAAACUGACACAGAUCCAGAGUGUGGAAGUGAAUUAAGAAAGUUAACACCUUAUCAAAGAGCCAAUACUCAUUCUAGGCUAUUCAAGUUACUUCAAGAUGAAUGUAGCCAAGAAGAUGAUGAACUUAAUCAAACUACUACAAAUGAACGCAGCUGUGCAGAUGAUGAAUGUUUAAGUUCACUUAAAGAGAGAUUGUCACUACCUUUGCAAACUUCAAGUCUUAGUGAUCCUGAUAGUUUGUCCUCAUCAUCUGGCAUAAACUCUCCAUCUUCUCCAACUGUAAGUGAUAGGUUAGUCAGAGAGCUUGUACAGAGUUUGCUUCAAAAGAAGAAAGGAAGGCAUUUUAGAAAAUUACCAAUGGAUAAAUUGUAUGCUGCAGCUAUGAGGAUUCUUCAGGAAGACAUGGAUCCUUACGACACAGUCAGUUCAACAUCUGACGACAGUUUUCGACAUUCGCCCAUUAGUGAAUCGACUGCCAGCCAAACCAACAAUAACACUGCCAUUAAUCCUCCCAUACAAAACCAUGAAUUGUAUGGAGGAAACUAUUAUGAUUAUUGUGACUACUACAAUACUUGGGGCAACCCUUACUAUUACACUGGUGUAGAUGACAGUUUAGGCUAUGAUAUUCUUCCUUCACGUGCAUUUAGAUUAUUACAAGAACGUGCUCAAACUCCCCAUGGAUUUAGUUCAGGGGUGAUCGAAGGUCUCAUGGCUAAAUGCCCCAGGGUUUUGAGUUCAAAGGAUGUUCCUAGAGAUUUCAAUGAAACCACCUCUCCCAAUUCUUCCCCACAAGCCUCUUCCUCGUCUGAAACAUGAACUACCAGAAGGAACUCCCAUGGAUUUUAUCGGUUGGCAUUUGGAAAAAUGUCUUGAAUCAAAAAGUGCAGGUUGAUCACUCAAGAUCGAUCGGGUGAAUCAGAAUACUGAUUGCAAGAAAGGUGCUUUAGUUGAAUUAUUGUGUGCCGUUGCAAUUGCAAACUUUACUUCGUCAAGAACUGCUAAGAAAUAUUUUGUGUGAUAUUUCCUCAACCAGCUAUUGAAAUUAGCUGAUUAAUUUGUUUUAGUGAAAUGAAUUGGAUAUGUUUUAGGAGUUAUUUAAAAAAAUUACUACACUGUUAUUGUAGAAAUAGUAUGUACAAAUUUGAAGUCAAUUUUUGAAAUUUUUUCAUAUGAAGUAUUAAGUUAAUUUUGGCAGUUGAUUUUUUUAGCAUAAUUAAUUAUUGCAUUUCAUAAGUCAUUUACCCAUUUAUAUAAUUUGUUUUGAUGUUUUGUGUGCUGAAUUUUGAUAAAUGUUAUAUGUAGUACUCUCUACUUUUUAGAGCCCUUUUGUAAUUUUUUACACAUUUUAUAUUGAUUUGAGUACCAUUUUUAAUGUGUGUGGUGUGGUAUUUUGUUUUUAUGCCUGGAAAACUAAACUUAUACUAUUAUUAUUGCUAAAAGUUAGAUUUUUAAACAAGUACCUGCUAUCUGUGCAAACUUUUGUGUUUUACCUAACAAUAAUGUUUUAUAUUUUCUUGAAUUUUUCUCGGUUUAACUUUAAACAUAGCUUGUUGCUUCUUUCUCAUCUUUAAGAAUGUUUUGUAGUUUUGCUUUUUGAAAAUUGUUCACUUAAUUAAUCUGAGUACCUUUACCUUAAUUAAAGUAACAUAUGUAGAGUAAUUUUACUGUAUUUGUGUAAUUAAUAACACUUUUUUCAACUAUUACCUGAAAUACAUUAACUUUAUACUACCCUAUGAAUUAAAAGUAAGAUUUAGUUCUGUGAAAUAUAUCAAGCAGUUUUGAUAUUUAAAUAUAGUGAACUACAAAAUACUAAAUCUACGUGUACAAAUGUAACCUACACAAUGUUAUUUAUAUAAAUGAAAAUAUCAGCACAUAAAACGCCAAACAAAUUAUAUAAACCAUUACGGCCAUUAUUUUAUCGCAUAAUUUCUGUUUUUAUUUUAUAUGAUUACAUAGCAUAUAUAUAUAUCUGUAUAAUUAUGUAAACAACUGUGUAUAUUUCUUGUUGCAAUUUUUUUUGUUUAUGAAUUAAACAUGUUUAAUCCAAGGCUUUGCUUGUUGCAUAUUUUAUUUCACUUGUUAUUUUGUAAGAAUGUAUUGUAACCCUGUAUCAGUUGGUUCUAGUUCUAGUUAUGUUUAAUGUUGCAAAAUACUACAGUAAAGAGUUGUUAAUUUAAAUAAUAAAUUCAUUUUUGUGUUUAUAA
Messenger RNA from Homalodisca vitripennis (glassy-winged sharpshooter), 8067 nucleotides. RefSeq names its product protein piccolo-like. Bases 137 to 6679 code for a protein of 2180 amino acids. The transcript has 14 exons. The record is from RefSeq and is a predicted model, not a curated record. Gene Ontology annotation, molecular function: protein binding. NCBI's taxonomy places the organism in Eukaryota, Metazoa, Arthropoda, Insecta, Hemiptera, Cicadellidae.